Helicoverpa armigera (cotton bollworm) is the source of this 3804-nucleotide messenger RNA. RefSeq names its product pre-mRNA-splicing factor ATP-dependent RNA helicase PRP16. Gene Ontology annotation, molecular function: RNA binding; 3'-5' RNA helicase activity; ATP binding. The coding region runs from base 168 to 3755 and encodes 1195 amino acids. Gene Ontology annotation, biological process: mRNA splicing, via spliceosome. The record is from RefSeq and is a predicted model, not a curated record. Lineage: Eukaryota; Metazoa; Arthropoda; Insecta; Lepidoptera; Noctuidae. The transcript is spliced from 21 exons. Gene Ontology annotation, cellular component: spliceosomal complex; intracellular anatomical structure.
UUUGUCAUGUGUGUUCGAACUAAUGUCAAAGAAGUUGUCAUACCAGUGAACACAAUGUUUUUGUAAUUUAUUUUUCGUAGAAUAACCUGUAAAGAACAUAAAAAGUGCUCAAAAAUCAGUAGUUUAACUUUAGUAUUAAGUGUUAGUGAGUGGUUAGUGCUAUCACUAUGUCGGAAGACGAUGAAAACUUGCAUCGUUUGGCGGGAUCUUCUGGUGAUGCCCCGGGUGGCUUAAUCAUCAAAAAGAAGGAACCUCCGGGGGAGUUUCAGUUCGCCAAGCCUUCGUUGCUUGGUCUUGAUAAACUGGCGGCCGCUAAACGCAAGCAAAACCGGCUGAUAUCAUUUCAAGACGACAAUAAUGAUGAUGAAGUGGAGGAUAACAAAACUGAUGCCAGUGGAUCGAAAGAACGUAAAUAUAGGAAGCAUAAUGAAGAAACUCCUACUUAUACCGGUGGUAUAUCGGAGCAAGCGCGGGAACGCAUGCUGGAGCGGUUACAGAAAAGGGAAAAAGAAGCGAAAGAAAAAGGUGUACACCACUCCACACAAGAAGAAAAGAAAUCACGUUCAAAAGAUGAUGAGGAUGACCGUUACUACCGGCAUCGGUACGACAGGAGGGACAGAGACAGAAGAAGAGAUGACAGGAGGGAUGAUCGGAGGGAUGACAGAAGGGACAGAGAUAGGGAUAGACGGAGGGACGGUAGGGACUCUGAUAGAAGGGAUAGGGAUAGUGACAGAAGAGGUGAAAGUUCCAGAAGAAGUUAUUAUGAACCUAGGUUUAAGGAUGAGCCUAGGACUCCCAGCAUGAAAGUAUUAAAACCGACUGACAAGACACCCUGGGAUGAUGAUGAUGAUGACAAGGCACCUCUCCGCAAGUCCAGUUGGGACUUCCCAACGCCACUGACUAAAGAUGGUGGUGGUGAUCGGUCACAGAGAAGUGAUCGGUAUGGCAAGCCGAUGAGGGAUUAUAAGGGACGACCGUAUGAGAAUACGCCAAGAGCUACACCACAUAAAUUUGCUAGUUCGCGUCGUGGUGCUGAUAUUGACGAUUCAGAUUGGGAAGAGGCUGAAAAGAAACUAGAUCGAGCUUGGUAUAAUAUGGGUGAAGGUGAAGCCGACGAAUCGGAUCCCUUCGCGGGCACAUCAGCGGAGUACGUGUCUCGCAAAGAGGAACAGAUAGAAAAGAGGCGCAACCGCAAAGUUUCCGCCCAGAGACAACAGAUAGACAAGGACAAUGAGCUGUGGGAGAGGAAUAGGAUGCUCACCAGUGGUGUUGUCCAUGCUAUUAAUGUUAAUAAUGAUUUGGAUGAGGAGAACGUAGACCGAGUACAUUUGUUAGUACACAACAUAGUGCCGCCAUUCCUCGACGGUCGCAUCGUCUUCACCAAGCAGCCCGAACCUGUCAUACCUGUAAAAGAUCCAACUUCAGAUAUGGCAAUGAACGCCCGCAAAGGUUCUGCGCUAGUUAAAGCAUUCAGAGAGCAGAAGGAACGCAGAAAAGCGCAGAAAAAACACUGGAAGUUAGAGGGAACUAAGAUCGGUAAUAUAAUGGGCAUACAGAAGAAAGAAGAAGAGAUGGAGGAUGGACCAACUAAAGAUGCUUACAAAUAUGCUGAGCACAUGGAUAAUCAACCUCAAGAAGUGGAAUCGAAGUCAGACUUUGUGAAGAAGAUGACAAUAUCUGAACAGAGGCGGUUCUUACCUGUGUUUGCUGUCAGAGAAGAAUUACUUCAAGUUAUUAGAGAAAAUAGCGUUGUCAUUAUUGUUGGUGAGACGGGCAGCGGUAAAACUACGCAGCUAACUCAGUACUUACACGAGGAAGGGUUCAGUCGUCUCGGUAUGAUCGGUUGUACGCAACCCAGGCGCGUCGCCGCUAUGUCCGUCGCUAAGAGAGUGUCCGAUGAGAUGAAUACUAAGCUUGGUGACGAAGUGGGCUACGCCAUCCGUUUCGAAGACUGUUCAUCACCCAACACGGUGAUCAAGUACAUGACUGACGGUAUCCUGCUCCGCGAGGGUCUACGCGAGCCGGACCUGGACAACUACUGCGCCAUCAUCAUGGACGAAGCUCAUGAGCGGUCACUGUCUACCGAUAUGCUGUUCGGAUUGUUGAGAGAGGUGGUAGCCCGUCGUUCCGACCUGAAGCUGAUCGUGACAUCAGCUACCAUGGACUCCACAAAGUUCUCCACAUUCUUCGGCAACGUCCCGACAUUCACCAUCCCUGGACGUACCUUCCCCGUUGAGACUUUCUUCGCCAAGAAUGUCUGCGAAGACUAUGUGGAUGGUGCUGUGAAACAGGCGCUUCAAAUACAUUUGCAGCCUGAAGAAGGAGAUAUACUUAUAUUCAUGCCUGGACAGGAAGAUAUUGAAGUGACUUGUGAGGUGUUAACAGAACGUCUAGCAGACUUGGACAGUGCGCCCCCCCUCACAGUGCUGCCGAUAUACUCGCAGCUGCCAGCUGACCUGCAAGCCAAGAUCUUCCAGCGAGCACCACCAGGACAGAGGAAGUGUAUCGUCGCUACAAAUAUUGCUGAGACAUCACUGACGGUCGAUGGUAUUAUGUACGUAAUAGAUAGUGGAUACUGCAAACUGAAGGUGUACAACCCAAGGAUCGGUAUGGAUGCGCUACAGAUCUACCCAGUAAGUCAAGCAAACGCUAGACAGCGUGCCGGCCGCGCCGGGCGAACGGGGCCCGGCAAGGCCUUCUGUCUAUACACACAGCGGCAGUACCAACAUGAGUUGUUAGCCUCCACCGUGCCUGAGAUACAGAGGACCAAUCUAGCUAACACUGUGUUACUGUUGAAGAGUCUGGGUGUUGAGGAUCUGUUGGCUUUCCAUUUUAUGGACCCGCCGCCGCAGGACACGAUCCUGAACUCGAUGUACCAACUGUGGAUCCUGGGCGCGUUAGACGGCACGGGCUCGCUAACCCCGCUGGGGCGGCAAAUGGCGGAGUUCCCGCUCGACCCGCCGCAGUGCCACAUGCUCAUCGUCAGCGCAGAGAUGGGCUGCAGUGUUGAAGUGCUUAUUAUUGUAUCGAUGCUGUCAGUGCCGUCAGUGUUCUACCGGCCUCAGGGUCGCGAGGAGGAAGCUGACUCCGUCAAGGAAAAGUUCCAAGUGCCCGAGUCUGAUCAUCUUACUCUACUGCAUUUGUACAACCAGUGGAAGGCUAACAAUUACUCAGGCCAGUGGUGUACCGAACACUUUGUUCACGGCAAGGCGAUGCGUAAAGUACGCGAAGUGCGUCAACAGCUGAAAGACAUCAUGCAACAACAACGACUGCCGCUCGUGUCGUGUGGGACUGACUGGGAUACUGUCCGCAAGUGUAUCUGUUCAGCAUACUUCCAGCAAGCAGCUCGCCUCAAAGGCAUAGGAGAAUACGUGAACUGCCGCACAGGCAUGCCUUGUCACCUUCACCCGACUUCAGCACUGUUCGGUCUUGGCAACUCGCCCGACUAUGUGGUCUACUACGAGCUGAUGAUGACCACGAAGGAGUACAUGCAUUGUGUGACGGCUGUCGAUGGGAGAUGGUUGGCUGAGCUGGGACCCAUGUUCUUUUCGGUUAAGGAGACUGGCAAAACAAAUCGCGACAAACGCAAAGAAGCAGCCGUCCACCUCCAACGAAUGGAAGAAGAAAUGAAGCAAGCAGAACAGAAGAUGGCAGAAGAACGAAAGAGAAGAGAAGAAGACGUGCCAGUUAAACAGGAGAUUGCGACGCCAGGACUCAACACGCCUAGGAGAACGCCACAUAGGCUGGGACUUUGAAAAUAACUGUAUUUUUGAUAGGCUUAAAUGAAAUAAAGGAUUUUUUCAC